GGUUGGGGUGCAGGCGGUGGCACAGCUGCAUGCUGUGUGUGUUUGCACUUAAGAGUAGAAACGUUGAAUCCUGCUGCACCUGCAGUCCUCCUGUGGUUCACAUGGAGCCAUCUGAUAAAGAGCCAGCUGACGAGCCGGACAGGAUGCCUCUGAACGCAGGAGGAGACACCGGGUACGGCAGCGUGGCGGGCUCCGGGCUGUCGGGCAGUGUGGGGGCCUCGGAGUCGGCCCCGCUCCUCAUACCGGAGCCUGAACCGGAGCUUUUCCAGCGGUGGCAGCCACUGAGUAAAGAGGAGCUGGAGGUGGCAGCGGGGGGUCCGGGCUGGAGGAAGGUGCGCUGUUACCUGGUGCUGGUGUUCUGGCUGGCCUGGCUGGCCAUGCUCGCAAUCUCCAUCGCCAUCAUCGCGGUAAGCCCCCGGCCGGUUGAAACACCGCUGAAGUGGUGGCAGAAGACGCUGUUUUAUCAGCUGGAGCCCGAACUGCUGCCCGAGAGGCAGGCCGAGGGGUCAGAGGGACUCAAAGCACUGUGUGAGGAGCUUCCCUACCUCAGGUCCCUGGGCAUCGGAGCUCUAAUCCUGGAGGGUCUGUUUGACAAGAAGGCGUCUCCUUUGAAACUGAAUGCGACUGGUGAAAGGUUUGGGACUUUGCCUCAGAUCCAGCAUCUGCUCGCUGAGAGUACCAAAGCUGGUCUAAAGGUGGUGUUGGACGUCUGUGAACUGGAUCUGUUGGGACCUGAGGAGGUAGCAGGAAGUGCAGAUGUGACACCAAACCUCUCAGCCACAGAACAUUAUGCGCUCCGAUUCUGGCUGGAGCAGGGUGCGGCAGGCUUUGUAAUCUGUGACACAGAUGCAGCUUAUUCAGAAAAGACUCUGCUGGAGUGGAAAGGCGUCUUCAAAGACUUCAGCAGUGAGGAAGAGGAAAGGAUUGUGGUAGUCAAACAGACGAGAGACAUUUUGCCACCUCUUGAAAACUCCAGCCAGAGAAACAGUACCCUGGUGGAUGUGGUCAUGAGGUCAAUUCUGCCACCUUCACAAUACCCUUUGUCUGCCAAGGAGGUUGCUGAUGCCAUUGAGACACACCUGCAAAGAGAAGAUGAAGAUAUAUGGCCUGGCUGGACAGUUGGGGGUAAAGCAUCCCCUGACUUGAAGAACUUACUGCUGGUGUUGACGAUGACUCUGCCAGGAUCACCUGCAGUGCAGUAUGAUGAAGAUAUCGACCAGAUUGUGUCUGUGAAAGACAGUUCAUCACAUGAAGACACGGAUGAAACAUCAGACACCCAGGCAGACAAAGAGAAGAGGAGGCGUUCAGCUGUAGCUCUUUUCACCUCCCUCAGUCACUCCAGAGCCAGAGAAGAAGCUCUUCUGUUCGGCAGUUUCACUUUUCUUCCCUUCAAUUCUUCCACCAAUUCCUCUUCCUCCUCCAACUCCACUCUGCCCUCUCAUUCAUCUCCACCCAUCCUGGCCUUCUUGCGUUCCUGGGGUUGUGUCCACUUCCUCAUCUUGCUGAACGUCGGCCCUGAGCCUCACGCCCUGGAUCCUGCCUGGGCCCCGAGCUUGCCCAAAGCUGGAGUGUUUGUGACCAACACAGGAAUGGACCGCCUGGGGUCGACAACUCUAGACGCGCUGGUGCUGCGGCCUCAAGAAGCUAUCGUCAUCAAACUGUUUGAGGCAGGAAGCUACUCGUAGAGCGUCUCCAGGGUCAGUUGUGAGAAGUUAUUUCCUGUCAGAAUGAUGCAAUUGUUUUUAAAGAUGUGGUUGGUUUGUGCUCAAAGGCCACUGACAAUAAAAUAAUACUGUGUUC
Messenger RNA from Plectropomus leopardus (leopard coralgrouper), 1800 nucleotides. Its product is annotated as amino acid transporter heavy chain SLC3A2. Lineage: Eukaryota; Metazoa; Chordata; Actinopteri; Perciformes; Serranidae. Gene Ontology annotation, cellular component: apical plasma membrane; basolateral plasma membrane. The record is from RefSeq and is a predicted model, not a curated record. Gene Ontology annotation, biological process: phenylalanine transport; L-leucine import across plasma membrane; L-alanine import across plasma membrane. Gene Ontology annotation, molecular function: L-alanine transmembrane transporter activity; L-leucine transmembrane transporter activity; aromatic amino acid transmembrane transporter activity.